ACCUGUUGAUAUUUAAAUCUAUUGAUAAUUUUUCUAAUGUAAUUAUAAGUCUUACGAUAAUGGGACCCUUACCCGCUAUCGUAGAUCCGUCCCUGUCCCUGGCUAGCUCUUAUAAGAAGGUGUAGCUUCAGCAUGUUUUUUCUGCCCAACACACUUACCCUCAUCAUUCUACAUCACUAGUCUUUCUCUCCAUACACAGAAAAAUCACAACAAACACUAGAAAAAAAUAUACACACACAAAUUAAAAUGGCUAGCAAAAUUUUGGUAAUUGGAGCAACUGGACGCAUGGGAAAACAUGUAGUGCAAUCCAGUGUAAAAGCUGGACAUACCACUUUUGUUUUGGUUCGGCGUAGCACACUUGAAUCGGACCCUGCUAAGGCUAACUUGGUUGACAGUUUCAAAAAUUUGGGUGUCACUAUUCUUCAUGGUGAUUUGUAUGAUCACGAGAGCUUGGUGAAGUCGAUAGAACAAGUGGAUGUGGUGAUAUCCACAGUGGGUAGGAUGCAAUUGACUGAUCAACUAAACAUCAUUGCUGCUAUAAAAAAAGUUGACAAUAUUAAGAGGUUCUUCCCAUCGGAGUUUGGGAUGGAUGUGGACAAGGUGAAUGCUGUGGAGCCAGCAAUGAGUAUGGUUGUUGAGAAAAUCCAAAUCCGCAGAGCUAUUGAAGCGGAAGGAAUUCCUUAUACUUACAUAGCAUGCAACUGCACCAAUGGAUCCUUCUUACAUAAUCUAAUCCAGCUUGAACCGGCAGGAUUAACUGCUCCCCCUAGAGACAAAAUCAAUAUUCUUGGGGAAGGACAUGUUACGGCUGUGUUCAACGAUGAAGUUGAUAUUGGCACCUACACCAUUAAGGCUGUUGAUGACCCGAGAACAUUGAACAAGAUCCUCUACAUCAAGCCUCCUGGGAACACCUUUUCAUUCAAUGAGCUCGGGGCAAUGUGGGAGAAACUGAUUGGUAAAACUCUGGAGAAAAUUUACAUUCCAGAGGAGCAAAUUCUCACAGACAUCGAGACAUAUCCAGUUCCAACCAAUAUCUUUCUAGCCAUUAACCACUCGAUGUUCGUGAGAGGUGUCCAAAACAAUUACGUGAUCCAUCCAUCAUUUGGGGUUGAGGCCUCAGAACUUUAUCCAGAGGUCAAACACACCACUGUGGAGGAGUACCUUCGUCGGUUUAUCUGAAAUUCAUUCGCAUGUUUGAAAUGAAGAAUGUACUGUUAAGUGUUAUAUAAAUUUAAGUAUUCAUUCGCAUGUACUCUAUAUUUAUAAUCUAUAAUAUAUUAAAAGUGCAAAGACCUUAAAAAAAUGAAAUAAACUUUUUGUCGUUCAUUAAAAGUCG
Messenger RNA from Capsicum annuum, 1336 nucleotides. RefSeq names its product eugenol synthase 1. The record is from RefSeq and is a predicted model, not a curated record. The transcript has 5 exons. Gene Ontology annotation, molecular function: oxidoreductase activity. NCBI's taxonomy places the organism in Eukaryota, Viridiplantae, Streptophyta, Magnoliopsida, Solanales, Solanaceae. Bases 247 to 1179 code for a protein of 310 amino acids.